Messenger RNA from Linum trigynum, 258 nucleotides. The record is from the annotation of a GenBank genome assembly. NCBI's taxonomy places the organism in Eukaryota, Viridiplantae, Streptophyta, Magnoliopsida, Malpighiales, Linaceae.
AUGAUCACCAAGCGCGGCAUCGAAGUCGACCCAAAGCAAAUCACCGCAGUCCAGGGCUUGCGCGCGCCAAGAAACACAUUGGAGAUCCAGUCUCUGAACGGGAAAAUUGCGGCGCUAGGAAGGUUCAUCCCAAGAUCAGCAGACAAGUGCGCUCCAUUCUUCAAGACACUGAAAAACGGCGCGCGAUUUUCAUGGACCAAGGAGUGCGAAGCGGCCUUCCUAGAGCUCAAAGCAUAUCUUGUUUCCCCCCUGUAUUGA